CCAUAAACCCUAGAAGAGAGGCACACAAACAUGAUUUUUCUAAUUGACACGUGUCACUACCUAGAGACCUAAGCCUUUUGUUGUGCAAACAAAUAAGAAGAAAGAAUUUCAUUCCAUUUCCCAAAUCUUCUUCUUCUUCUUCUUCCGUUUUUUCAGAGCAAACAAAAACACUCUUAUCCUCAUUCUUCUUCUUACUCAUUUUUCAUCACUGUUUCAUCAACAAAACAAAAAAACAGAGAUACUAUGAAGCUAAAACAGAGACAAAGAAAUUACGAUGUUUUGGAUUGGUCAGAAAGGGAAGUUGAAACUGCUGAAAUUCUUGCUUUAUUAUAUCAUCGUUUCUCUUUGUUGAGUAGUGUAACAUACUCAUGGGGGUGUAAAAAGCAGAGAUCUGCAAUUCAAAACAACCCUUCUUCUUAUGGCGGCGCCGCCGUUCUUCCUCCUUCUUCUGAUGCCGGAAAAGCUCAAGCUUCAAGUCCUGCUACCCCUCUUUCAUUUCCAGCCACUGAAUCAGAUGACAAAACUAAACCUUUCAAAAACAAAGUUUCUCUCAAAAGGAAGAGAGAACACUAUCUUAAUAUGAUUGAAGAUUUGACCAAAAACAAAGACUCGAUCAAUCAAGAGAUUGAAAAUGUGAAGCGUCACUAUGAACAAUUGAAGGAGUACAAUUUCAAGUUGAAAGCAAAGCAAAAAGAGCUAAGUAUUAAUGGUCCCAAAGGUGAAUACAAAAACCUCAAUUUGGUAAUUAAUCAACCAAUUCAAGUCUCAGUCAACUCUUCAAAUUUCACCGUUGAAAAUGAAGAGAAAAUGAAGCAACAAAUAAUGGAAAUACCCAAUCAUCAUAAUCAUAGUAAUUUUGGGCUUGUUCAAUUUCAAUGUGCAUCAUCUUCUAGCAAUCCAACGUUGCAAGUUGGAUCUUCAUCAUUGGGUCGUAACAGUAGUAACAUGGGCCCAUUAGCCAUUCCUGAUCUGAACUUAUCCAUUGAAGAGUCGGUCCACGUGGACACAUGUCAACCGUUGGAUGAAGCUACAUCAAAUAAUAAUAAUAAUAAUAUGGAUUUGAGUAAAGUUAUGGCAGCUCAAGCAAGACAGAGAAGGAUUCAGAUUUUCAGGCUCAAGAAACCCGUGGUGGGUAAUAAUAAUACCAAACAACGCCAACCUUCUUAUAGAUAGUUAUUUAUUUAUAGUCACAUUUUAUUUUUAUGUAUUAUUCCUUUUUGGUUACUCUAUUUUUAGAAAAAUUAUAUAUGGGAUAUUCAUUAUGAGUACGAGUAUUACUUGUUGACAAACAAAUUUUGUGAGGUUGGAUUGUAGUGUAAAAUUGGUGAAUCUUGGUCAACAAAAUAUUUUUGGGAAAUGGUGUAAUCUUUUUGUAGUAAUGUUGGAGAUUCUAAGUUAUGUGAGAACUCGAUUUUGGUUUGGAA
Messenger RNA from Medicago truncatula (barrel medic), 1424 nucleotides. RefSeq lists its product as uncharacterized. The transcript is spliced from 4 exons. The record is from RefSeq and is a predicted model, not a curated record. The coding region runs from base 244 to 1173 and encodes 309 amino acids. Lineage: Eukaryota; Viridiplantae; Streptophyta; Magnoliopsida; Fabales; Fabaceae.